UGUCGUAUUAGAUCGUUUAAAAACCUUCCUGCGCGAUAACAAUAGUAUUUUCUCAAAACCCUUCGUGUCAGCCUUGUCUUGCAGCAGAAGUUUCCAGCCGGACAGUAAAUACAGACACACACAUAUGUGACGUCAUUUCCGUAAUAAACACCAUCGAUACCUCGGUGCAGAGAAUUAUGCGGUUACGAAAUGUUUAACCCUCAGAGACAGUGUUUUUCCUGUUGUUUUUCUCGAGACUAAUGUUAUUUCCGUGACAAGAAUGUCUAAAUGCUCGGAUCGAUAAUUAACGCAGUCAUAAUGACGCAGUAAUAAUGCGGUCGGCUGGAUAAAAAGGUCGCUCCUCACUCAGGCUGCUAGUGUGAACGCCUUGGAGAAGCUCAUCUGCUACCUGCAUUACACAUUAGGGUUUUAAGAAAGAGAGAAAGUGAAUGUCCUUCCAAAAUGAGCCGGGACAUCCCCAUCCACAGCUGGCCUGGAUCUUACUACAUCAACAGUGACAAACGAUGGGAAAGUGGCACACUUUCCCUCACCAGGACCAUGGUGCGCUUUGUCUCCUCUCAGAGUAAGGAAAGCCUAGCCAGCUUCCGCCUCUCUAGGAUCAUGGAGUUCAAGAUGGAGUCUUCUAGUUUCAUCUUCAGCACUCUCACAGUGCUUGAAGAGGGUAAUGUAAAACACUGGUUUGGCUCCCUUAAGCCCAACAGAGUGGUGGUCUAUAAUGUGAUGGAGCAUUUCUGAGAGCGCCUUUUGUCCCCCGGCUCAGAGGCCAGAGGGGCCGAGAGUCAACCAUCUAAAGGCAAAGAGCUUAUCAGCCUGGUGGCAGGGGCCCAAAGAAGACUUGAGGACACUGGCAGAGUCCUCAGUCACCAAGGAGAGCAGUUUGACAACAUGAUGGAUGGAUUGGAGAAGAUUGACUCUGAUCUGGGAGUGGCUGAUAAACUUCUGUCAGAGCUGGAGUCUCCUUCCUGGUGGCCCUUUGGUAAAGUCCCCUGGAAGACUCAGCAGGAUGCAAAGGCUGAAGACGCUGCAAGAGCAGCAACUGCUGCUGCUGCUGCCGCAUCUGGCAAAGGGUCUGGUAGAAACAAGGUGAUUGCAAGCAUCCCAGCUGUAGUGACUAAAGGUGGGGACUCUGACUUGAAACCUGGAUGCUUGUUGGUGCUGGUGUCCUCACUGGAGGUGCGAGACACAAACUGCCAGCUUCUCCACCACUUUGAGCGAAAUGAAGUGGAUGAGAUCAAGGUGCACAGUCCUUAUGAGAUCACUGUUAGACAGAGAUUCAUUGGGAAGCCAGAUAUUUGCUACAGGUGCCUAUCUGCCAAGAUGCCAGAGGCACUUUCAGUUUUGGAGAUGCAGUACAAAAAGAAGGUGGACUUUACUAGUCAGUUUGCUGCAUUUAAGGCUACUCCAGUUUCAUCUCCAUGUGACACAGAAGGGAAAAGCUGGAAUGAAGGUUUGCUGCCAGGGUGCCAAGAGACGGAGCUCCCACUGGAGGUCCCAGCAGGAGAUCUGUCCCAGUUGCAGGUGCAUGUUCUCCAGCCAUCUGUCAGUCAGACUGAGGCCCAGGAGCUUAAACAGAUGCUGAUGCAGCUGAAGAAUCUCGCCCUGGAGGCAGAAACCGAGCUGGAACGGCAGGACGAAGUUCUGGACGUGCUGACGACCUCCACCGACCGAGCCACCAUGCACAUAGAGAAGCACACCUGCCGCAUGAAGAGACUGUUGUAGCACUGAAUGACAGAGAGGACACAUGAGGUCACCGUGUCCUUCCUCAGACAUGCACAGUAAGCUCUCUGGUCGUCCUCAAGGGACGGGCGGUUUGGCACAUUGUGAGAACACAAGGACACGUAGCAGGGACCCAGAGUAUGCUCUAAGUGGGCUUUUUUUGUUGUUGCAGUGGAUGUUAUAAUCGCAUUACCACAUGGGUUUGAGUUGCAGUGAUUUCUUGGAUGUGCAUACACUUCUGAAUAUCAGUAAUAAUGAUUAGAACUCUACAAUAAUAGCGCCUGAUUAACUCAGAGGAGAAGUAACUCACACAGUGUCAGUGUCUUGAAGAGAGGGGUGCAUCUUGGAGCAGCAGAUUGAUCCCAGUCGGUACCCAGAGAGGGAUCACUUCUUUGUUGGUUCGUUAGUGCCCUCUGUUGAUUGGUCGUAGAAUAUGGUAGACUCUAUGUGGAUCAGUUGACAAAGCAGUGGAGGCCUAAAUGGACAUUAAAAAUAUGAAAAAGAAGCAUUUAUUUAUUCGCUUUGCACAAACUUUAAAACAAACUGCAUGUUGUGUCCAUAGCCGUUAUUUCUAAGACACAUGAAGGGGAACUAAUAAGAUAAUUUCAAGUGAAAGACAUGUGGAUUAAGCUUUUCAGUAUCAUCACCUACUAUCUAAUAAUCCUAAUAAGAAAUCCUUUUAUCAAAUAUUUCUGAAUGUCUUUCUCAGGUCAUAUCUCAUUUAUCCUCUCUGCACACAGUUUCCCUGUGGCCUCAUGUUGCAUGUCCCAUUCACUGUUUUGUAUUGCAUCAAAUGAAAAUAAUCCAUCUGUAUAAACAUAUAGAAAGGCUGUAAAUGUGCAUCUAAGUUGUGGGACUCAAAACUGUAAAGAGAGAAACACUCCCUGGUCUCACAAAAAGUGAAUGUGAGAUGCUCUUUGAAGAAUAGUCCCUCCUGAGGACCACAUCAACUGUACAUGUACCUGCUGAAGACCGAUCCUAUUUAAAAACUGUAUUAUCUGUAAAUGACUAUUUGAUUUCUGUGAUUUUAACGUGGUUUGUUCUCAUUGUGAACAUUCAUUUAGCUGUAUGUUGGACUUGAAAUAUCUCUAUCAUGUUUUUUAAACAAAUGAUAUCAGUGAUGAGAGAUGCAUUCAUGCAUAAGCCUUCAAAUAUAAAAACUCAAAUAUUUCUUAAUGUCAACAAAUGAAUCAAUUCACAAAACAAUGAGCAUUAUAAGUACUGGGAGAAAUUCCUUUGAUAGGCUGGGAAGUCAUCAUCAUUAAAGUCUGUCUGCAUAUAAUUUGCAUUAAAGGUUUGAAAUAAUCCUAAAUAAAAUCUUUAAUUUGA
Molecule: messenger RNA, 3045 nt
Organism: Notolabrus celidotus (New Zealand spotty)
Lineage: Eukaryota; Metazoa; Chordata; Actinopteri; Labriformes; Labridae
Gene: snap47
Product: synaptosome associated protein 47
Biological process (GO): exocytosis; synaptic vesicle fusion to presynaptic active zone membrane; synaptic vesicle priming
Cellular component (GO): plasma membrane; SNARE complex
Molecular function (GO): syntaxin binding; SNAP receptor activity
Source: RefSeq, a predicted model, not a curated record